AUGGCAACACUAGGAGAUAUUGGAGUAGCGGCGGCAAUCAACAUACUCACAGCCAUCAUCUUCCUUUUGGCAUUUGCAAUCUUGAGGAUCCAACCAUUCAACGAUAGGGUUUAUUUCCCUAAUUGGUAUCUGAAAGGUAUUCGAAGCAGUCCUCUGCAUUCAGGUGCUCUUGUGAGCAAGUUUGUGAAUCUAGACUUAGGCUCGUAUCUACGGUUCUUGAACUGGAGGCCCGCGGCUCUGAGGAUGCCUGAGCCAGAGCUUAUUCAUCAUGCCGGGUUAGAUUCUGCGGUGUACUUGAGGAUUCACUUGACAGGGCUUAAGAUCUUUGUACCGAUAGCAUUACUUGCGUGGUCGAUUCUUGUACCUGUAAAUUGGACAAGCGAUGGGCUGCAACUAGCAAAGCUACGUAAUGUAACAUCUAGUGAUAUUGAUAAGUUAUCUAUCUCAAAUAUGGAAGGAGGAUCAGACAGGUUUUGGACUCACCUAGUGAUGGCUUACGUUUUCACAUUCUGGACUUGUUAUGUUCUAAUGAAAGAGUAUGAGAACGUAGCUUCUCUGCGUUUGACAUUUCUCCAGUCGGAGCAGAGGCGUCCUGAUCAAUUCACGGUUUUGGUUAGGAACGUACCAGCGGAUCCAGAUGAGACCAUUAGUGAAAGUGUGGAACAUUUCUUCAUGGUUAACCAUCCAGACCAUUAUCUUACACAUCAGGUUGUUUACGAUGCAAACGAUUUGGCGGAUUUAGUAGAGAAGAAGAAGAGCAUGCAAAACUGGCUUGACUAUUACCAGUUGAAGCAUAUAAGGAACAAGGAUCAAAGGCCAAGGUUAAAGACAGGUUUUCUCGGGCUAUGGGGAGAGAAAGUAGACGCCAUUGAUCAUUACAUAGCUGAAAUCGAGAAAGUAAACAAGGAAAUAGCAGAAGAAAGGAAGAAGGUAAAGAAAGAUGACGAGAACGUAAUGCCAGCAGCUUUUGUCUCUUUCAAAACACGUUGGGGUGCUGCGGUCUGUGCACAGACACAACAGUCGAGAAAUCCGACAGAAUGGUUAUCCGAAUGGGCUCCAGAGGCGAGAGAAGUGUUUUGGUCAAACCUAGCUAUACCUUACGUCUCAUUAACAGUAAGGAGGCUUGUAAUGCACGUUGCCUUCUUCUUCCUCACAUUCUUCUUCAUGAUUCCAAUAGCCUUUGUUCAAUCCUUAGCAAGCAUCGAAGGCAUCGAGAAAUCAGCUCCUUUCCUCACAACCCUCGUGGAGAAGGAUCUAGUUAAAUCAUUUAUCCAAGGGUUUCUUCCUGGUAUUGUGUUGAAGCUCUUUAUAAUAUUCCUGCCAAGCAUCUUGAUGGUCAUGUCCAAGUUCGAAGGGUUUGUUUCGUUAUCAUCGUUAGAGAGAAGAGCUGCUUUUCGGUAUUAUAUCUUCAACCUCGUUAAUGUCUUCCUCGGAAGCAUUGUCACCGGCUCUGCUUUUGAACAGCUCGAUUCUUUCCUCAAACAAUCUGCAAAUCAGAUUCCUAAGACAGUUGGAGUAGCGAUACCGAUAAAAGCGACGUUUUUUAUAACGUUUAUAAUGGUUGAUGGUUGGGCUGGCGUUGCGGGGGAGAUUCUGAGGCUGAAGCCUUUGAUCUUCUUCCAUGUCAAGAACUUCUUCUUGGUGAAAACAGAGAAGGACAGAGAAGAAGCUAUGAAUCCAGGACAGAUCAAUUUUCAUGCGACAGAGCCUCGGAUUCAACUCUACUUCCUCCUCGGUCUUGUCUAUGCUCCGGUCACUCCUGUUCUUCUCCCUUUCAUUAUCAUCUUCUUCGCUUUGGCUUACCUCGUCUUUCGUCACCAGAUCAUAAAUGUGUACAAUCAGGAAUACGAAAGUGCAGCUGCGUUCUGGCCAGAUGUUCAUGGACGUGUGAUAUCGGCGUUGAUCAUCUCGCAGAUCCUUUUGAUGGGAUUGAUGAGCACUAAGCGAGCAGCUCAGUCCACUCCUUUCCUCAUCGCCUUACCGAUUCUAACCUUUUUCUUCCACCGGUUCUGCAAAGGCCGGUAUGAAUCGGCAUUUGUACGUUAUCCGUUGCAGGAAGCUAUGAUCAAAGAUACAUUGGAACGAGCCAGAGAACCGAACUUUAAUUUGAAGCCUUAUCUUAAGAAAGCAUAUAUUCAUCCGGUAUUCAAAGACGACGAGUAUGAAGAUGGUCGGUCUGAGGUUUCCGGUUCUUGUUUCGAUGAUUUGGACGAAGAAUGUGUUACUGUGCCGACCAAACGUCAGUCAAGGAAAACUACGCCGGCGGUUAGUCAUGCUAGCCGCGAUUCUCCGAUUUCACCGUCAAAUGUAUAA
This is a messenger RNA of Microthlaspi erraticum, 2313 nucleotides long. Lineage: Eukaryota; Viridiplantae; Streptophyta; Magnoliopsida; Brassicales; Brassicaceae. The record is from the annotation of a GenBank genome assembly.